UAAACUUCACUCAUGAACUCCGAUUCUAUUUACGGUGGCGAUUGAUCAAAUCCGGCGACGAUCAGAAAGUAAAUCCGGCGAGAGAGAAAACGUCGAAUCUUCAAGCAGCAUGCCUAUCUUCAAUCUAUUGGAUCCGAAUUCCAGAUAUAAUCUCCGGCCGUAGAUAUUUCCGAAGAAUCGGUUUCUGAUCUUACAAUCCUGACAUUCACGUACACUUUACACUUAUGAAGACACAAGACAAUCCGAGCCAGUCUCAGAGAGUCGCCUACGUCGGCCUCCUAGUCCUCUUGCUUCCAAUUUUCUCUCCCACACUCUUUCGUCCUUAUGGUCGUGCUUGGCCUUCCUUGUUCUCGGAAUGGAAUGCUCCAAAACCAAUGCAUUGGAGACUUAUGCAGGAUGCUUUACAACAGAAGACAUCACAAAGACAACAAAUCGAACUCUGGUCUCCCUUGCCUAACCAGGGAUGGAAACCAUGUCAUGAGUAUAAGCACAUUCCAAUAUUACCUGAAAAACCUCAGUCUUAUAUCCAAGUGUUUCUUGAUGGAGGUUUGAAUCAACAAAGGAUGGGGAUAUGUGAUGCAGUUGCCGUUGCUAAAAUCCUAAACGCAACCCUGGUAAUCCCAUUUUUUGAGGUCAAUCCUGUCUGGUUAGACAGCAGUACUUUUUCAGACAUAUUUGAUGUAGACCACUUUAUUAAUGUUCUCAAGGAUGAAGUUCAUAUAGUGAAAGAGCUACCUGAUAAAUAUUCUUGGAGUACCAGGGAGUAUUACGGGACAGGAAUUCGUCCAACUAGAAUUAAGACAGCUCCCGUUCAUGCAUCAGCCAGUUGGUACAUGGAAAAUGUUGUGCCCAUAUUGCAAAGUUAUGGGAUUGCUGCUAUAGCCCCCUUCUCUCACAGAUUGGCUUUUGAUAACCUACCUUCAGAAAUCCAGCAUCUUCGCUGUAAAGUCAAUUUUCAAGCACUAGUUUUUGUUCCCAAUAUAAAGAUGUUAGCUGAAACACUUAUCAGUAGCUUGAGGAGCCCUGUCAAGGGCACAGAAUCCACGAGCAAACAAGGAGUAGGAAAGUUUGUAGUGUUGCAUCUUCGCUUUGAUAAGGAUAUGGCAGCUCAUUCAGCUUGUGAUUUUCAUGGUGGGAAAGCUGAAAGACUGGCUCUUGCAAAAUAUCGACAAGUGCUCUGGCAGGGAAGAGUGCUUAACUCUCAGUUCACCGAUGAAGAGUUGAGAAGUCAGGGUCGUUGCCCAUUGACUCCUGAAGAGAUUGGACUGCUACUAAUUGCCUUGGGAUUCAAUAAUGAUACCCGCCUCUAUUUAGCUUCUCACAAGGUGUACGGGGGAGAAGCAAGGCUCUCUUCGUUACGUAAAUUAUUCCCACUAAUUGAAGACAAGAAAAGUCUCACGACUGACGAAGAACUGGCCACAGUUGAAGGAAAAUCUUCUUUAUUAGCUGCAGUUGACUAUUAUGUGGGUAUGCAUAGCGACAUCUUCAUCUCAGCCUCUCCAGGAAACAUGCACAAUGCCAUGCUAGGAUAUCGAGCAUACAUGAACAUGAAGAGUAUUAGGCCGAACAUGGUUUUGUUGGGUAAGCUCUUUCUAAAUAAAACCAUUGAGUGGUCGGAUUUUGAGAAGAGCGUGCAAGAUGGGCAUAAGAACAGGCAAGGGCAAACCAGAUUACGAAAGGAGAAGCAGUCCAUCUACACUUAUCCUGUCCCCGAUUGCAUGUGUUCGGCUUUUCAGCUUAAAGACAUAUUGUUCAAGUAAGAUUGACAUUUUUGGUAGCUUAUUCCAUUCAAUUUCUUCAUUUUUGGUUUUGGAGAAGUCAUUAGAAAAUGUUAUAAUAAAGGUUGUGGAAGAACAUCCUCUAAUGGCUAUGAUGACUGCAAGCCUGUAUAUGUUUCUGUAGUUUAUAAUUCAGAUGUUUAAAAUAGAGAUCUUAUAUGUGUCUUUGUGUGGAACAAAACAAACCCUAACUUAAACACUUGUUUGAUUUGAAAGCAAUGUAAAAUAACGCGUUUCAUU
Impatiens glandulifera is the source of this 2018-nucleotide messenger RNA. Its product is annotated as O-fucosyltransferase 31-like. The coding region runs from base 225 to 1760 and encodes 511 amino acids. The transcript is spliced from 10 exons. NCBI's taxonomy places the organism in Eukaryota, Viridiplantae, Streptophyta, Magnoliopsida, Ericales, Balsaminaceae. The record is from RefSeq and is a predicted model, not a curated record.